Penicillium salamii is the source of this 987-nucleotide messenger RNA. The record is from the annotation of a GenBank genome assembly. NCBI's taxonomy places the organism in Eukaryota, Fungi, Ascomycota, Eurotiomycetes, Eurotiales, Aspergillaceae.
AUGAUUGGUCAACUACUCGGUGGACUGCACCCGAGGACCCACUUAGCCCAACGUGGUCUGACGCGGAGGCGGCGCCCGCAGCGCUCUCUACCCGUCAACUCAAAGGUCCACUGUGUCCAUAUACUUUUUCUUUCGAUCAUUACUGCCAUGGACGAUAUUGCAGUCGAUCCCGACUUCUACAGUCUUACAAAAGACUGGGAGCCUGAGGACUUCGAGUCGAGUCCCUCUGAUGAACAGCAAUUCGAGGCUUUUGAAAUAGGUGAUGUUGCAGAUAAGUAUCCGUCUGCAACCGUUCGUGGUAUUGAUAUCUUCCCGCCUCCUGUGACCUGGGUGCCGCCCAAUUGCGUAUUUGAAGUCGAUGAUAUUCUUCAAGACUGGACCUGGAAAGAACCGUUUGAUUUCAUACAUCUUCGCCUGUUGCUGGGUGCAUUUACUCCCGAGGGGUGGGAUGAGCUAUAUAAAAAAUGCUACGAUGCUCUUACUCCAGGCGCCUGGAUCGAACAGGUUGAACUAGACGUUCGACUAUACAGCGAUGACAACACUUUGAAAGAAGACAGCUACCUGGGCGGGUGGGGAAACAACUUCAUUGGCUGUUCCGAGCGAAGCGGUCGCUCCCUACUUACCCAGGAAAGCAUGCGAGGUACAAUGGAGAAGGCUGGAUUUGUCGAUGCGCAUGAAGUCUUAUAUAAGAUACCUGUGGGGCCUUGGCCAAGAGACAAGCUUCUCAAGGAGACUGGGCGUCUUCAAUAUCUCCACUGGACUACAGCCCUGGAGGGCUGGGCUAUGUGGCUUCUUACCAAGUUUGGAGCGCCAUCCCCUUGGAGCUCUGAUGAAGUCCAGGUUUAUUUGACCAAGGUCCGAUCUGAGUUGAGGAAUCCUCACGUACAUGCUUUUGAAUAUGCUCGUCGAGUUUGGGCGAGAAAGCCCACUGAGGAGGAAUUGGAAGCAAGAGCUCAUAUAAAGGUCGAGCCUCAACAUUGGCCAUAG